AACUGGGAAGAACAACCGAUUAAAUUUCCGCGCAAAAACCCUAACCUCAAAUCCGAAGAAUCGAUUCCUCAACAGAUUCAAAGGUACAGACUUUCUCUUUGUAACAAUGUCACCGGAUGAUAGAGACAGCCAUUGGAAGAGGUCUCGUCCUGAGUCUGACCACGAUGACAAUGUUGAAACCAAAAAGAGACACCGUGGCGGUGAGGUUAGAGACUCUGUUGUGAUUGACCGUGAUGACACUGUGUUCCGUUACCUCUGCCCUGUUAAAAAGAUUGGGAGUGUGAUUGGUAGAGGAGGAGACAUCGUCAAGCAGCUGAGGAUGGAGACUAGGGCGAAGAUUAAAAUAGGGGAGGCGGUUACAGGGUGUGAUGAACGCGUGGUUACUAUUUAUAGCGGUAGUGAUGAGACUAAUGAUGGUGGAGAUGGAGAGAAAGUAGUUCUUUCUCCUGCUCAGGAGGCUUUGUUUAAGGUUCAUGAUAGAGUUGUUGCGGAUGAUGGGGAUGGUUCUGAUGGAGGAGAGAAGAGUGUUACGGCUAAGCUUCUUGUUCCUUCGGAUCAGAUUGGUUGUGUGCUUGGGAAAGGUGGUCAAGUUGUUCAGAAUAUUCGGAGUGAGACUGGUGCUCACAUUCGUGUAAGCAAGGAUAGGAACAUGCCUCUUUGUGCUUUGAAUACAGAUGAACUCAUUCAGAUAUCUGGAGAAGUGCAUAUUGUUAAGAAGGCUCUGCAUCAGAUUGCCUCCCGUCUUCAUGAUAAUCCUUCUCGUACUCAGAACCUUCUUUCUUCUGCAAUUCCCGGUGGAUAUACUUCUGGUACUCGAAUUGUAGGGAUAGCCCCGGUGAUGGAUCGCUAUGAUGCAAGAGAUUGGUCACGUCCUUUAUACCGAGAUCCUAGAAAUGAGUCACCGGCUACAGAUUUCUACAUCCGGCUAGUUUCGCCAGUUGAUAACAUUGCAAAUGUUAUUGGUAAAGGAGGUGCUCUAAUCAAUCAGCUUAGACAGGAAACGAGAGCCACCAUUAAAGUUGAUAGCAAUAGAACUGAAGGAAACGAUUGUUUAAUAACUAUUUCAGCAAGAGAGGUUUUCGAUGAUGCGUACUCCCCAACCAUAGAAGCAGCUAUGCGGCUGCAACCAAAAUGCAGCGACAAGGUGGAAAGAGAUUCUGGACUUGUUUCAUUCACAACUCGUCUUCUUGUGCCGAGUUCAAGGAUUGGUUGUCUUCUUGGUAAAGGAGGAGCUAUCAUAACCGAGAUGAGAAGAAUGACCAGAGCUAACAUCCGCGUACUCGGGAAGGAUAAUCUUCCAAAAGUUGCAUCGAAAGAUGAUGAGAUGGUUCAGAUAUCCGGAGAACUUGAUGUUGCCAAGGAAGCUCUCAUACAAAUCACAUCAAGACUAAGAGCCAACGUAUUUGACCGAGAUGGUGCUGUUUCUACGCUUAUGCCGGUCUUGCCUUAUGUUCCUGUUGCACCAGAUGGUGGUGAUAGAUUCGACUAUGAUAGUAGAGAUAGGAGAAGACCUGAACGCGGGAAUCCUUAUCCUAGUGGUUAUGGCUCAAGUGGUUUGUCUGAAGGCUAUUUGCGGUUUGGUGGUCGUAGUAGUACUUCAAAUGGAGUGUAUGGAGGUUAUGCAUCUGGACGUAGUGGCAGUUCUGGAGUCUUUAAAGAUCAUAUGCAGGGAAAAGCAAUGAGUGAGAGAAUAUACCACAGUUCUCGCCAAGACAUUGUUAAGUUAGGGCCUAUGAGUGACCGGUUUUCUUGCCUGAACCACCCGGUUUUGUUGCCUGUCUCCAAGAAAUCUCUUGAUAUAGCUUGA
Molecule: messenger RNA, 1807 nt
Organism: Eruca vesicaria subsp. sativa (arugula)
Lineage: Eukaryota; Viridiplantae; Streptophyta; Magnoliopsida; Brassicales; Brassicaceae
Source: the annotation of a GenBank genome assembly